Dendrobium catenatum is the source of this 3399-nucleotide messenger RNA. Its product is annotated as protein MICRORCHIDIA 6-like. The record is from RefSeq and is a predicted model, not a curated record. Gene Ontology annotation, molecular function: ATP hydrolysis activity. The transcript has 25 exons. Bases 328 to 3051 code for a protein of 907 amino acids. Gene Ontology annotation, cellular component: nucleus. NCBI's taxonomy places the organism in Eukaryota, Viridiplantae, Streptophyta, Magnoliopsida, Asparagales, Orchidaceae.
UGAGCUACCCACGCUACAGGGUUGGCUACAGCAUUCCAAAGCCCUUCUUCCCGUCCCCGAUUUCUUGUCCAAUACAAUUGUCAUCGCUGCAGCCCUGCAGGGCUUCGCCGAUUUCCAUAUCGGCGGCGACGGCGCCAUCAGUCGGGUUUUGACGCGACUUGCGGUGAGGCGGCUGAUUUUAGGGCAGGACUUUAAAGUUUGGGAGACUCAUUAGAAAACUUAUUCUCUACAGACUCAGCAAAACCUGGGUGGUUACAUACUUCCAAUGCCACGGUUGUUAGAUGACAUCCACUCGAACUUGCGAGUUACUAUCUAGCUGUCAUCAGGAUGAGCUCUCUGGAGAUUAUUGAUUUGUGUAGCGAUGAUGAAGCUGAAUCACAGGAUAUUAAAGAUAUUAAGCCCAUCAUAUUAUCAGCACCCUGCAAAGAAACAGCUAGCAACUCUUCAAUACUUGCUUCUCGGGGUUCUUAUCGGCCACCUUGCAGGCAAUUUUGGAAAUCUGGCGAUCAUGAGCUUGGGAAUUCUAUUGAAUCAUUACCUAGAAAUGGCAAGAACCGCUUGCGUAUCCAUCCCAAAUUUCUCCAUUCAAAUGCCACUUCACAUAAAUGGGCUUUUGGUGCAAUAGCAGAGUUACUUGAUAAUGCGAUUGAUGAGGUAAUCAUUAGUAUACUCAUUUCAGUAACGGAUGAUAAAGAGAUCCAUGCCAUUCUGAUUUAUGGUGUAGGAUUUGAAGUGCCAAUCAGGUUUAGAUGCAACAAGAGAACAUAUACUAGUAUAAAGGCGGGCGGGUUGGGGCUGCUGAGCUGGCCGGUGGGAGUCUGGCCGGCGGUGGCUGGGCUGCUGGCCGGCGGAAGAGGUCGAGUUAAUCCAAGCAACCUUGUAAGGGUUUGGGUGAGGUGUGGCCUUAAUGCUAAGUUUGGAAAUCAUUGUGGAGGAGACGACGUUAAUGCAACUCCCACUGUCGAUAAUGACCUUGCAGUUCUUAUCUCCAAUCUUAGUAAAGGUGUGAAAAAUGGAAGUCCUUCUCUAGUCAUCACUUGGUUUAGGCUGGGACAAAGCGCAUCUAAUGACCUGAAGGGUGACAGCAAUGUGCCCAUACCCAUGACACCUAUAACAUUUGGUUCCGGAAUUGGAUUUGGGCGCGUCACGUUCGGGGGCUUUACCUUUGGAAUCCGGGCGAGGUGGGGCCGGGUUAGCAGUGGGUCGACUACCUAUCGAGUUUGUGGGUCGGUUUUGGGGCUAGCUGGUGGAAGUACGAUAUGGGAUUUGGGUUGGGGUGGCGGACUCCUCGCCGUUGCAGCGAAUCAAGAAAUCGUCGAAGGCAGAGAUGUAGUCCUUAACAGGGUGUUCACCUCGAGCUUCACGCAUGUUCUCCAAGUUGGUCCAGUACAGGUUGGCUCGACCAGUGAGCUUCAUUUCAGCGAACCUGACUUUCCUAGCUUCAGAGAUGUUGUACCAUUUGAAAUAACUAUCCAUGGAUUUAAGCCAAUCCAAGAAAACUUGGGGGUCCAGGGUUCCAUCAUAUGUUGGAGCAUCAAUCCUAAUAUUCUUCAACAGUUGGGCGUCGUUGUCUCUCCAAGGGUUCUCAUCUCCUACGGGUUCGUGAUGGGGUCUCGGGUUAUGACGGUAAUGGUCUCGAGGAGGGCCAUUAUCUCGGGGCUGCUCACGCUCAGUUCUGUUAUCAUCGCCAUAGGUAAAUCAACUCGCAGUAUUGGACUACUUUCUUAUACCUUCCUAAGGCAAACGGGAUGUGAUGACAUAGUGGUCCCUGUGGUAGAUUAUGAGUUUAAUUCUGCAACAGGUGCAUGGGUUCAUCUACUUCGCAUUAAUGAAAAGAAUUUCUCUUCAAACUUGACCACACUUUUGAAAUGGUCUCCUUUUGAUACAGAAGUUGAACUGUUGAAGCAGUUUGAUGACAUAGGACAUCAUGGAACUAAAAUUAUCGUGUUCAAUCUGUGGCACAAUGAUGAUGGUGUUAUGGAGCUUGAUUUUUACACAGAUUCAGAGGAUAUACUGAUCACUGGAGGGCAUGUAGAGCAAAAGAAAGUAAAGAAGUCUAACACGGAAGCUGAACUAACCCAAACAAAUGUUGCAGGUCGAUAUCAAUAUUCACUCAGAGUAUACUCAUCAAUCUUGUAUCUGAAGUUGCCACAAAACUUCAAGAUAUUGUUACGUGGUGUAGAAGUUGAACCUCACCACAUUGUUAAGGAUUUAAUGUAUAUCGAGUGCAUUAGGUACAAACCACAAGUUGAUGUAAACCAGGAGGUAAUUGUGGACACUACGAUUGGAUUCAUGAAUGGUGCGCCUGCUAUUAAUGUUCAAGGAUUCAAUGUCUACCACAAGAAUCGCCUUAUUCUGCCUUUUUGGAAAGUUGCUCACAAUUCAUAUGGCAAAGGCAGAGGCGUUGUUGGGGUUCUUGAGGCAAAUUUUAUCAAGCCUACACAUGAUAAGCAAGAUUUUGAGAGGUCAAGCAUUUAUCAAAAGCUUGAGAUGCGCUUAAAGGACAUGACAUAUGAGUACUGGGACCUAUAUUGUCAUUUAGUUGGUUACCAGAAUAGGAAAAUGCCUCAUAAAAUUGUUCCUCAGUCGCCUUCCACAAAUUCAUCGGUAGCCCUGCAACAGUCUAAGAUGAAUCGCACAGCUUCGGUUGGUGUGGCAUCUGCUGCUCCGAGUGUGGUUGCUUUGAGUGCACCUACAUUCUUACCAGCGCUGUUGCCUCAAAAAAGAAAACGUGAGAUCCAUGGCUCUCAAACUGAAUCAUUUAAAUGUGGACCUGCACCUCAUGCAACUAAAGAUGGUUUUUGUGGUAAUCACAAAGUGAUGGUGAUGGUGGAAAACGUUGUUACUGACAAGCAAAGGAAGACAUCGGAUGCAUUGAAGCUAGAAAAUAAGAGGUUGCAUGAACAGUGCUUGGAGUAUGAAGAGACAGAGAAACAACUUUUGCUUAAGGAACAAAAGCUUAGGAGUGAGCUGAGAGAGGCUGAAGAAUUGUAUGCGAAGCUUUUGGCUGAUGCCAGCAUAAUAAAUGAUCUUAAGAGAGAAAAAUUUUGAUUAGUAAUUGAAUUUGUACAGUACAUCAGCGUCUAGACCUUUCACCAUUUCAUAGCCAGCUAACUACCACUCUACUUCUACCAAUGCUGAAAAAUCUGAAUUUUAGGAGGCUGGGAUCGUUUUGUUGUCCUGGGCGUUUGUAUAUUUGUUGCAAUUUAACGAUAAAAGGUUUCAUUCUUUUGCCUAAGUAGGUUAGGGAAAAUCUUUUCAUUAUAGAAUCAGGGAAUUUCACGGAUCUUGUAAUGUCGAUAGAAUGAGAUGUAAAUCUGUUGUAAUUUGGGGUAAAUUUCUCCUACUUGGAAGUUGACAGUUAAAUCAAUUAAGUUAAAAUUUUGCAGUUUCUGUUUU